Physella acuta is the source of this 4739-nucleotide messenger RNA. Its product is annotated as potassium channel subfamily T member 1. Gene Ontology annotation, cellular component: plasma membrane. Lineage: Eukaryota; Metazoa; Mollusca; Gastropoda; Physidae. The record is from RefSeq and is a predicted model, not a curated record. Gene Ontology annotation, biological process: potassium ion transmembrane transport. Gene Ontology annotation, molecular function: intracellular sodium-activated potassium channel activity; outward rectifier potassium channel activity.
UAUCUUUUUUUCUAGAGGACAAUGGGUUGCUUUUCUAACGUCUGAGGGCCAUCACAGGGCCAUCACAGGGCCAUCACAGGGCCAUCCCAGGGCCAUCUCCAACAUUGUGCUCAUGUUCAGGUGUAUCUAAAGAUCUGAGGAGCAAAAGUUUUGAUCUUGUUGGACUUUGUGAAAACUUUAGUCAGAGAUUUGAUGUGCUAGAAUUUCGACGUGGUAUAGCUUUGUAAAAACUUUUGGCAGAGAUUUGAUGUGCUAGAAUUUUGACGUGGUAUAGCUUUGUAAAAACUUUUGUCAGAGAUUUGAUGAGAAUUUUGACGAGGUAUAGCCUUGUAAAAACUUUUGGCAGAGAUUUGAUGUGCUAGAAUUUUGACGUGGUAUAGCCUUGUAAAAACUUUUGUCAGAUAUUUGAUGAGAAUUUUGAUGUGGUAUAGCCUUGUAAAACUUUUGGCAGAGAUUUGAUGAGCACAAGUUUUAAUGUGAUAUAGCUUUGUGAAAACUUUUGGACAAGAAAUUAGAUCAGAAGGAAAACAUCUUGAAGAAAAGAAAACUAAAAUCGUGACUUGACACUGUUGUACACGUUAGAGACUGAUAUUAAUUGCUCAUCUGUAAGCCAGAGAUUCAGAUAUUUGAAGAUCGUCGACCGAGAUUUGACGAAUUUGGUCACAACAUUUAAAAACAUGUCGGACGAAAUUUCAAAAGAUGAACCGGAGAAAAUGUCCAGCACAAACUCCCCGGACACGUCCGUCACACAGGACAUGUCCGUCAUGCAGGACAUUUUUGAAAACGACGAGAUAGAUGAGGAGGACUACGUGGACCGGUGGAGGGAUGACCUUGACCUCAGGGCAAGGCAGGUCUUCACCGUCGGGCUGGGAUAUGGCUUGUCUGUUGAAGAAAGGAACAACCUGACCACAAGACCAGCCCAGAUUUAUGCAGACGACAGACGGACCAGCAAGUUUUUAACCCACCAGCUGUCACUGAGAGGAAAGCUGCGCAGGUUUUUCAUCAGGAACCCGAGUACCCGGCUGGGCUGCACGUUUUUUGACCUGAUCGUCCGGCUGAUGAUGUGUGUGGUGUAUGUGGCUAGAACUUGUACGGACUCUGUGGCAGAGUAUGAGUGCUACGGCUCCCCCUGCGGCCUGGUGACGGUGUCCAAUGAAACAGUCUCCGAGAAGGAUCAGCUGUUUGAGCAGCAUGAGAUCAACUGGUAUGUGUUGCUGUGGGUCAAUCGCAGUAUGCCAAUUUGGAUCGUUGAGGUUUCCUUGGCUUUUGUUUGUCUUUCCAAGGCAUUGCUGUUGGUCAUCAUUGCUAGGAAGGGUCACAGGAUGGAGGAGUUGAGAACCUCGACUUUUCUAUUGGAGCUGGUCUGCGCCCUGCCGAUCUUGAUCACUCUGUGUCAGCCAUUUUUGUUGAAGGAUUUGUUUGUCCCCGUGUACCUCAACUGUUGGCUGGUUGCUAGAUCACUGAAGAAAAUCUACAACGACCUCCACCUGACGAAGAAAAAGUUCCAGACCAUCUCUGUGACACUGCUGCAGCAGAUGAUCAUCCUGUUUGUCAGCAUCGCCUGCUUGUUGUUCACCACGGUCUGCACCAUCCAACACAUCCAGCGGGGCAGCCCAGAGCUCCAGCUCGACCUCUUCCAGUCGCUCUACUUCGUCGUGGUCACCUUCUCCACUGUAGGAUAUGGCGACUAUUCGCCGGACACCUGGCUCGGUCGUCUCUUCAUGAUACUCGCCAUAGCUCUGGCCUUCGCUACGCUGCCCAGUCAGAUCCAAGGACUGAUCUCUACCUACCUGGAGCGUGCCAAUGCUGGGGGUGAGUACAGUCAGAGGUCAAACAAUCACGUGAUCGUCUGCAGCACGGCGCUAACGCAGGACAGUUUGAUGGACUUCCUCAACGAAUUUUACGCCAACCCGAAACUUGAGGACCGGUCAGUGAUACUUCUGUGCCCGAAAGAACUGGACAGCAGGAAGCAGGUGGUCCUGAAGGACCCGAAAUGGUCCCGACGGGUCCUGUACAUCAAGGGCUCAGCCCUGAAGGACACUGACCUCAUGCGGUGCCGCGCUCAGGACGCGUACGCCUGUUUUUUUCUGGCCACUCGUCCUACCCUGGACAAGCUGCAGGCGGACCGUCACACCAUCAUGAGGUCCUGGGCUGUCAAGGACUUUGCCCCCAGCUGCAAGCAGUACGUCUACCUGUUCCACGCUGCCAACAAGAUUCACCUCAAGUUUGCCGAUCACGUGGUGUGUGAGGACGAGUUCAGCUACGCCCUGCUGGCCAACAACUGCCUGUACCCCGGGCUGUCCACCCUCGUCUCUCUCCUGGUCCACUCCCAAACACAGCAACAAAACCUCUCGUCAUGUGACCAGUGGCAGCAAGUCUACGGCGCGCAUGCGCAGAACGAGAUCUACCACAUCCAGCUUCACAAGAGCGUCUUCUUUGGGCGGUACGAGGGGGAGGCCUUCCCCAGGGCCUCGGCUGAUGCACAUAGCAGGUUCGGGGUAGCCUUGUUGGCUGUUAUGGAUACAGAGUCAGCUCAUCCCAGACUACAACUUAAUCCUGGCCCACACUACAGGCUAAAGGGUUCUGACGUGUGCUUCUACGUGAGUGUGACAAGGGAAGAGUACUCUAAAAUUCCUGCAGAUUCUGCCAAGAGUUCUCUCUAUUCAAACACAGGUCAACCAUCACAGAGAAACACCACCAAAGCUGAGACAUCACUCGCUGAACCUAAACACGACCCAGGAGUCUUGACCACACUCUCUGAUCUCCUGAGCACCAUACCCUGCCCCACCAACAAUGCCAAUAGACUCGUCCGAGGCGACGAUGAUGUCCUAUUGAACAACCUCGAGUUCACGCCCAAAUCGGCCAUCAAUAGGGGUGACAGCAUGAGGAACUCGACCAAAUACGACCGAUCAACCAGCAGCGGUAGCUCUGCUCCCCUGUUGGAUAAUGGGAGCGGCAGGGAGGGGAGUGGGGAGGGGAGUGGAGAAGGGAGUGGGGAGGGGAGUGAGGAGGGGAGUGGAGAUGGAAGUAGGGAGGCUGACGAGGACUGCCUGUCGCAGGUUCACAGUGACACCACGCAGGUGGAGCAGACGACAUCAACUGAAGAAGAAAACUAUGGACGAGAAAAUGGACACAUUUUACAGAACAGUUGUGACGUUGAAGGUCAGAGACUGACCACUGGACCACCGCCCAUCACGAUGUCGUCUGGUUUUGGUCGGACAUUGUGUCACGUGACAACAGCACCAAGACAGCGCUGUUGUCUGGAGUGGGGAAAGAGCUGUGAGCACUGCCCCUACAAGAACGCCAACGAGGACAGAUGGAGGAACCAGCUGAUCAUCCUGAUGGCAGAGCAGGCAAGCAGCGGCAUCCUCAACUUCGUCGUCCCCCUCCGGUCCUCGUACAUAGGCGUACACAACAUCAGCCCAAUUGUCUUGCUAUUGGAGACACAACCAGACGACCUGUUCCUGGACACGAUUGCCAGAUUUCCACUCGUCUACUUCAUGAUCGGCACCAUCUGGAGCGUGGACGACCUGCUGCUGGCAGGAAUCAACCAAGCGAGUCACCUGGUGGUCACCAACCGUCGCCCAGACUCCAACUACGACGGCGAGGAGUUCAUGGAGGACUCGGAGACCAUUGUAGCUGUGCAGACGAUCAAAAGGGUGUUCCCCAAUGUGUCGGUUCUCACAGAACUCAGCCAGACUUCCAACAUGAGAUUCAUGAAGUUCUCAGCACACAGAGGCGACCAGAGGCUGCAGAAGUGUGGCUACCACGCCCACUCCAGCAUGGGUGAGAUCUUCCGCCAGUCGUUUGCUUCCGGUCACGUGUUUUCAGCCAGCAUGUUAGACACGCUGCUGUACCAGACGUUCACCAAAGGCUACAUCAUCAGUUUCGUCAGGCUGUUGCUGGGGGUGGACGGACAGGCUGGUUCCGGUCACGUGUCCAGCAUCCGCAUCAAGAAAUCAACUCUCAAGAACUUCCGCUGCUAUGGCAACCUCUAUGACGUUCUCAGCGCCACGACAGGGGAAAUCCCCUUUGCUAUAUAUAGAACAGAGUCCCCACCGUCGGCUAACCAAGGAAAACAAAAAACACAAUCAACGGCAGUGCACAAAAAUACAACCAAGAAUCCACCCUCUUCCUUACAGAAUCCACCCUCUUCCUUACAGAAUCCACCCUCUUCGUUACAGAAUCCACCCUCUUCGUUACAGAAUCCAUCCUCUUCGUUACAGAAUCCAUCCUCUUCGUUACAGAAUCCACCCUCUUCGUUACAGAAUCCAUCCUCUUCGUUACAUAAUCCACCCUCUUCGUUACAGAAUCCACCUUCUUCGUUACAGAAUCCACCCUCUUCGUUACAGAAUCCACCCUCUUCGUUACAGAAUCCACCCUCUUCCUUACAGAAUCCACCCUCUUCGUUACAGAAUCCACCCUCUUCCUUACAGAAUCCACCUUCUUCGUUACAGAAUCCACCUUCUUCGUUACAGAAUCCACCCUCUUCGUUACAGAAUCCACCCUCUUUCUUACAGAAUCCACCCUCUUCCUUACAGAAUCCAUCCUCUUCGUUACAGAAUCCACCCUCUUCGUUACAGAAUCCACCCUCUUCCUUACAGAAUCCACCCUCUUCGUUACAGAAUCCAUCCUCUUCGUUACAGAAUCCACCCUCUUCGUUACAGAAUCCAUCCUCUUCGUUACAGAAUCCACCCUCUUCAAUCCACCCUCUUCAAUCCAUCCUCUUCGUUACAUAA